AUGGAUGCUCUCAUUUGGAAUAUAAGGUCAGUCAAUACUCAACAAGCAUUUGAAAGGCUCAUCAAAUUACAUAGAAAGAAUCAUUAUGAGUUCAUUGGACUUAUGGAACCCAUGCAACAAGCUAGAAUAUUGGAAAGGUAUAGAAAUAGAAUUGGUUUUGCACAGGUAAUUGCCAAUGUAUCAAACAAGAUUUGGGCUUUCAUUGAUGAAGUAUAUGAAGUAACAGUGGUGUACAAUUUGGUCCAGCAAUUGACUUUGAGAUUGCUUCAUACAGAAUCACAUUUUGAAUUUGUUCUUACAUUGGUGUAUGCUAAGUGUGAUGUCAUAGAAAGAAUUGAACUUUGGGAUUCUCUGUACUAUAUGGCACAAGAUAUGACAGUUCCAUGGUUAGUGGGAGGAGACUUUAAUGUUAUUUGGGAUGAGGAAGAAAAGUUUAGAGGCCUCCCAGUAUCUUUAAAUGAAAUAGAUGAUUUCAGGCAUUGUAUUAACACCUGCAACUUGAUGGACUUGGGAUUCAAGGGCAGUAUAUUCACAUGGUGGAAUGGAAGGGCAGAAGAAGAUUGUAUCUUUAAGAGAUUAGACAGGUGUGUAGCAAAUACAGAGUUUCAGCAGGCAUUUCCAGGCAUAGAAGUCCAGCAUCUUUCUAAGAUAGGAUCAGAUCAUUGCCCUCUUCAACUCAAGUGUGAUUUAGAGACUCCUCCUGUGAAGAAACCAUUUAGGUUUUUGAAUUUCUGGGUGGAUCAUGCAUCCUUCAAAGAAGUGGUGAGACAAAAUUGGACAGCUGAUUUUAGUGCAAGUCCUUAUGUUAUAUUCAACCAUAAAUUGAAGAAGCUCAAGAAGGUAUUAUCAGAAUGGAGCAAGAAAACAUUUGGAGACAUUUUUCAGAAGAUUGCUAGUUUGGAAGAGGUUGUCCUUGUUCAUGAAGCUGAAUUUGAAGCAAAUCCUACUAGGCUAAACAGACAAAGGUUGCAAAAAGUACAAGCUGAGCUCAUUAAAUUCUUAGCCGUGGAGGAAAAAUUUUGGAAACAAAAAGCAGGAAUGUCUUGGUUUAAAGAUGGAGAUAGGAACACUAAAUUUUUUCAUGCACAAGUUAGAGGUAGAAGGAAGAAGUUGCAGCUGUCCAGAAUUCAAAAUAGCCAAGGUGUGUGGAUUGAAGAAGAUGAAGACAUAGCAAAGGAGGCAAUCAAAUUCUUUGAAAACCAGUUCACAGAAAAUGCAGUCCCUACCUCCUUUGAAAUCAUAGAGCAUGUGCCUUCUUUGAUAGAUAUGGGACAGAACUCAGAAUUGAUAAAGCAGCCAACUUUAGAAGAGGUUAAAACAGCAGUUUUUGGUCUUAAUGGGGAUAGUGCAGGAGGACCAGAUGGUUUCACAGGCAAAUUCUACCAAUCUUGCUGGGAUAUAAUAGGAGGAGAUCUGUUUGAUAUGGUAAGAGCUUUUUUCAAUGGCCAUGAGUUACUUAAGUGUGUUACUCAUUCUAAUUUGGUUCUGUUACCAAAGAAAAAAGAAGUAUGUACAUUUUCUGACCUGAGACCAAUUAGUUUGAGCAACUUCACUAACAAGGUAAUAUCCAGGGUGAUUCAUGAGAGGUUGGUAGGUAUGUUACCAGGUCUAAUAUCUGAUGAACAAUCUGGUUUUGUGAAGGGCAGGAGCAUUGUAGAAAACAUUUUACUCACCCAGGAAAUAGUCACAGACAUGAGACUAAGAACAAAGGCUGGUCCUAAUGUGAUUAUGAAAUUAGAUAUGACCAAGGCUUAUGACAGACUUUCUUGGCUUUUUCUUACCAAAGUCUUGAGGAGAAUGGGGUUCUCAGAGAGAUUUAUAGGCAUGGUGUUUGGCAUAGUGUCAAAUAACUGGUAUUCUGUGCUAAUCAAUGGUCAAGCACAUGGAUUUUUCACAUCAUCUAGAGGGGUGAAGCAAGGGGAUCCAUUAUCCCCUACUUUGUUCAUUUUAGCUGCAGAGGCACUAUCAAGAGGUCUUAAUGCACUGCACUUGAAUUUGCACUUCCGUGGAUAUGGAAUGCCUAAGUGGAGCCCAAAAAUAAAUCAUCUUGCUUAUGCAGAUGAUACUAUUAUUUUCUCUUCUUCUGAUGCAACAUCUUUAAGGCUUAUCAUGGAGGUUCUUGCAGCAUAUGAGAAUGCCUCUGGACAGUUGGUAAACAAAGCUAAGUCUGCAGUUUAUCUUCAUCAUUUAACAGACCUUGAAGUUGCAGAUAAGGUAGAGAGAAUCACAGGUAUAAAGAGACAAGAGUUUCCUAUCAUAUAUCUGGGGUGUCCUAUAUUUUACUCAAGGAGGAAAAUGGAGUAUUAUCAGCCAAUGAUUACAAGAGUAAUGGAUAGGCUUCAGACAUGGAAAGGCAAGCUAUUGUCAAUAGGGGGAAGGGCAGUACUUAUUGCACAUGUGCUGCAGAGCAUGCCAAUACACUUACUCUCAGCUGUUAAUCCACCUAAGUAUGUGAUCAAUCGAUUACAUAAAAUUUUUGCCCAGUUCUUUUGGAGCAGCUCAGUCACAGGAAAUAACAGAACAAAACCUAGUCUGUGGAGUGCUUUCAUGAGCCAAAAAUAUUGUAAAAAAUUAAACUCUGUGAUAGUUCCAUGGAGGGAAGGCUCACAUAUAUGGAGGAAGAUGCUGGAGUGUAGGGAAUUGAUUGAGCAUCAGAUCAUGUGGUAUCCAAAAAUGGGAUCCUCAUUAUUUUGGUUUGACAACUGGACUAGUUUGGGGGCACUAUACUUUCUGGUUCCUCAAGAUUUUGGAAUUGAUGAAUCUGUGCAUAAUGUAUAUGAGGUAAUGGAAGGAGGUGGCUGGAAUGCUGAAAAACUUUUUGAGUUACUACCUGAAGAAUUUGCAAAACAUAUAAUUCUGAAUAUUAAGCCACCUACAGCAGAAGGGAUCAUUGAUACACCAUACUGGAUGUUAGAACCUAGGGGUUUUUUUAGUGAUAGAUCUGCUUGGGAAUAUUUGAGAAGGAGAGCUGAUCCAAGGGCAUCAUACAGGAUGAUAUGGCUGUGGAGGAACAAAUUGCCUUUGGAUGACUUUUUCAGAAGGUUGGGGUACUUGAUGGCAUCCAAGUGCUGGUGUUGUGCAGAACCUAAAGAGGAGACAACACAGCAUUUGUUCUUUACUUCAUAUGCAGCAAACAAGGUGUGGAAAUACUUCAUGGGACAUGCAGGAUUGGCUAUAGAAGGAAUCACAUUACAUCAAGCCAUCAUCAAAUGCUGGACUAUAGAUGUAAUACCAAGACUGAAGCCAAUUAUGCAAGCAUUGCCAUCUGUAAGUGUCUGGGAGUUAUGGAAGAGAAGAAAUUGCUACAAAUAUGGAGAUGCAGUCACUAUCAACAGAGUGGUAUACCAGAUAUCCUCUACCUUGCAGUCUCUCAUUAAGGUUAGGAAGCCAGGAGUGCAGCAGGUCCCUCACAGGUGGCCAGACAUGUUGAGGAUGAUGGAGCAAUUCACACUAACUCUUAAAUACACAAAGGUUCUGUGGGAAUUUCCAGAACAAGGUUGGGUGAAAGUGAAUACAGAUGGAGCUUCUAGAGGUAAUCCUGGUAGGAGCUCUAUUGGCUUUGUCCUGAGAAAUGAAGAGGGUGAUGUUCUGUAUGCAUGUGGCAAGGAAAUACAAGAAGGUACAAAUUCAGUAGCUGAAGCCAAGGCCAUUUAUGAGGCUAUGAAGUUCUGUGUGCAUCAUGACUAUAUCCUCAUAGACUUACACACAGAUUCAAUGGUGUUAAAGAAGGCAAUAACUGGAGAAUGGAAGCCACCUUGGGUGAUAGGUUCAUUGGUAGAGGAGAUUAGAGAAUUAAUGAAUACAGCUAAUGUAAAGCUGUCACAUACUCUCAGGGAAGGUAACAAGUUAGUUGACCACAUUGCUAAUUAUGCUCUAGACAAUGGACCUAUGGAAUGCUAUGGAUUUCAGGAGUUAGAUGUUCAGGGGAGGAGAUUGGUAGGAGUUUGGAGACUGCCCAGAAUGUUUAAAAGAAAUGGGCAGGAUGGAGCUGAGCACAAAGGAGGCUUUCACAUUAUAAAGCUGCUCAAUAAGAGAAGAGAAAAACAAGAUAUAGUGUCAGUACAAGUUUCAAGCACUGUGAGAGCAGUAGCAUGGACAGACAGAAAACUGGCACUACAGUCAAUGAAAUUGCCCAGAAAGUUUAAGAGAAUUGGGCAAUCACAUAAGCAAAAUGGAACAUGGGAUAUAGGGAAUCAGUACUAUGUACUCAACCCAAGGAGGGAAACAAGUGGAGGAACAAGCAUGAUAAUUAACACUGCUGAGCAAGAUAUGCCUAAAAGUGGGAGAUCUACUGAAACUAGCAAUCUUCAAUAUAGGAUACUAGUCACAAUUGAAGGGCAACAACAACAUACAGAAAAAGGAAGCAUUCAAACCUAUGAGAUCAAAAAGGCACACAGCCUGCAGACAGCAAAAUUCCCUUCAGAAUCAAGGGAACUCAGCUGGAUGAUGCACCUGUGGGAAAAAGCAAUAAAGCAUAAGAAGGGAUACAAUUCACAACAUACAGAGAUUCAGACACUCUUGAGGACUUAUUAUCCUCAUGAAAAACAGAAAUCAGUGAAAAAACAAAAAAUACAACAAGAUGAGGAGGGGAAGAUCUUUAUUCUCAUAAUAAUCUGCAAGAUUCGCUGGUAUUGGCAAAGAAUUUUGAGCAGCAUUUCAGCAAUAUCGACUGGAACAUCAUCAUGCAACACAAAGGAGGCAAAGAAGGGAAGUCAACUGGUCAGUAGCGGCACACACAGAGCUAGGCAACCUAAUAUAUACCAUCUUGGCACAUGCUGUAGGCAAGAUCGAACAGGAGUAUCUUCAGGGGCAAAGGCAUCACAAGCAGCAGCAACAGGAGAACAUGGUGCAGCAAUUGGUGAUUCGAACAAGGAAUUUGGCAAAGGUAGAGCAAAAGUGAAUUUCAGAGAGGACAUUUUGGAAAGCAUUAAGAACUAUGAUAGAUACAGGUGGGUUCAAACGGAUACAAUGAGUGUUAUCAAAGGAAUAAAUACAAUAUUGAAGGUUACAAAUGGAGACAACACGUGUACAAGGAAAAUGAAUCAAGAAAUGAGGCUAAAUCUGCAAUUUAAGGUGCUGGAGAAUAAUUGGACGGAAUGUGGCUAUAUUUGCAAGCAGUAUGGAACGCUAUGUUGGGCUUAUAAGAAAUGCAAUUUGGGUUAUGCUGGAAAAUGA
Nicotiana attenuata is the source of this 5175-nucleotide messenger RNA. RefSeq lists its product as uncharacterized. Bases 1 to 5175 code for a protein of 1724 amino acids. The transcript is spliced from 7 exons. Lineage: Eukaryota; Viridiplantae; Streptophyta; Magnoliopsida; Solanales; Solanaceae. The record is from RefSeq and is a predicted model, not a curated record. Gene Ontology annotation, molecular function: RNA-DNA hybrid ribonuclease activity; nucleic acid binding.